AUGAGUAAUAUUGACUCAAAUGAAAUACCAAAAUGGAGUCAACUUGCUGAAUUUUUAGAAGCUAGAUUUCGUGCGCUAGAAAUGAUUGAGCCAAUAAAGUCUAAAAUAACACAAAAUGCACAGAAGUCAAGAUCAUUUCACGCAUCAGUUCUUGAUCAAAAUAAAACAAAAUAUAAGGAUCCCGUUUGUGCACUAUGUGAAGAGAAUCACAAUCUUUUCGCUUGUAAGAAGUUCGGUAGCAAGCAGCCAAAAGAGAGACAAGACUUUGUUCAAUCGAAAGGACUAUGUUUUAACUGCUUAGCACCGAAUCAUUCAGUAAAAAAUUGUAAACUGUCAAAGAGCUGUCAAAAAUGUGGCAGACGUCAUCACACACUUUUGCACUAUAACAAAGAAACUAUACAAGGGUUUUUAAGUACUACUGAGAAUUUAUAUCAAAAUUCUGACAAUAUUAAAUCUGAAAACCGUUCACAACAAUCAACUUCUUUGGGAACCGAGACGAAAAUUGUAUCUAAUUUUGCAAACGAGAAUCAUCAACCCAAUGAAGUUCUAUUAGCAACUGCACUUUUGAAAAGUAGAGCACGGAACGGCUGUGAACACUAUAUAAGAGCACUAUUAGAUCAAGGUUCACAGGCGUCCUUCAUCACAGAAGCUACAUCGCAACUGCUUGGACUAAAGCGCUCACCAGUGAAUGGUUGGGUGUCAGGUCUGGGGCCUGGUGAAACGAGAGUGAAAUACAUGGUUUCUCUACAUGUAGAAUCACGCCAGAAUCCAGAAAAUUCAAUUCAAGUAGAUGCAUAUGUACUGCGAUCAUUUUCAUGGUUACUUCCGUCGAGAGAUGUAACAUCACCUAAUAGCUUAGGAGUCGAAGAUCUUUUCCUAGCAGAUCCGGGCUACGCAACACCUAGCAAAAUUGAUCUGUUAUUGGGAGCUGAAGCUUACAGUGAAAUCUUAACUGAAGGCUUAAUCAAGUAUCCAAGAGGCAAUUUAAUCGCGCAAAAUACGAUUUUUGGAUGGAUACUAUCAGGAAGAGUAUCAAAAAACACAAGUACAAAAGAAAGAAGAGUUAUUAAUAUGCACCUUCAAAUCAGAGAAGACGAUCUUUUGAAACAAUUUUGGGAACUUGAAACAGAACCUAAUAAUAUUUUAAAAAAAAGGCUUACUAAGGAAGAAAUUAAAUGUGAGGAGUUAUAUCAAUCAACAACUACGAGAGAUUACGAUGGGCGGUACGUGGUCAGACUGCCGUUCAAAAAAGUAAAGCCGGAUUGUGAAGAAGGGCAAUUUAAAGAGUUGGCCUUAAAGAGAUUCUAUUCAACCGAAAGAAGACUAUUAAGAAAUAAAAAACACUAUGAUGAAUACCAGAAAGUUCUUGAAGAAUAUAUUUCUUUGAAUCACAUGAAAGCAAUAGACAGUCAUCUAGAAAUUGAAGAUUCUACAGCAGUUUAUCUUCCCCAUCAUGCAGUAAUCAGGGAAGAUAAAGACACCACUAAAUUGAGAGUAGUUUUUGACGGAUCUCAAAAGGGAGUAAAUAAUAUCUCAUUAAACGAUAGUCUGAUGAUUGGUCCAAAAUUGCAACAAGACUUAAGGCAUUUGUUGAUGAGGUGGCGAUGUGGAGCAAUUGCUAUAGUAGCUGACAUCGUUAAAAUGUAUCGUCAAGUUAGAGUACAUGAAGAAGAUACAAAAUAUCAGCGUAUACUUUGGAGAGCUCAUACUAAUCAACCAGUGCAACACUUCAAAUUACUUACACUAACUUUUGGUACAGCUUGUGCGCCUUAUCUCGCAGUUAAAAGUUUACAACAAGUUGCUAAAGAUGAAGGACAUAAAUAUAAAAUUGCCGCAGAAAAAGUUUCGACAGAUUUUUACGUUGACGAUCUCAUGACUACAUGUAGAUCGGAAGAAGAAGCUAAAUUAAUGUACAAGGAAAUGAACGAACUAUUGCAGAGGGCUGGAUUUCAACUUCAAAAAUGGAGUAGUAAUUGUGAGGUUUUCUUACAAUAUCUAAAUAAAGAGAAUACUAAUUUGGAUCAAUCAAUUCAUAUUAAGGCAAAUGAUACUUUAAAGGUUUUGGGAAUAAGCUGGAAUCGCACUACAGAUCAAUUUGAAUAUACGGUUAACAUAGGAGCCGUUAAGGAUGUUAUAACAAAGAGAAACGUAAUUUCUGAUAUUGCCAGGCUAUACGACCCCAUGGGAUGGAUAGCGCCUGUUAUAGUAAAAGCCAAAAUCUAUAUUCAAAAAUUGUGGCGAGCAAAUUUAGAAUGGGACGAUUCAAUACCUGAAGAACUGUUAGAGGAAUGGUUAUGUUUUAGAUCAAAUUUAUCUAACCUAACAAACAUAAAAAUUCCGAGAUGGAUGCACCUGACUGAGAACUCUCACCGAGAAUUGCAUGCAUUUGCUGAUGCAUCCAGGUCAGCUUAUGCGGCGGUUGUUUAUUGUCGAUCGAUAGACGCUGAAGGUAAAGUUCACGUGAGCUUAGUAACCGCUAAAACUAAAGUGUCUCCAAUAGAAAAGGAGGUAACUAUUCCAAGAUUGGAGCUCUGUGGUGCAGUUUUAGCUGCAAAACUACUAUACGAGGUAUCUCAAAUUUUGAACAUACCGAAAAAAGAUGUAUACGCAUGGACCGACUCAGCUGUUGUGUUAGCAUGGUUAAAGGGAUUGCCUAAUCGCUGGACGACUUUUGUGAGCAACAGAGUCUCGGAAAUCAUUAACAUAAUUGAAUAUGAUCAGUGGGGCCAUGUAGCGACGGAUAUGAAUCCAGCUGACUGCGCAUCAAGAGGCCUACAAUCGACAGAAUUAUCAUGUCAUCAACUCUGGUGGAACGGGCCCCCAUGGCUGCAAGAUAUUAUGGUUAAAUCUGAUAAAUCAGAUUUUUUUGCACAUGAAGAAGAGCGGGUUAUUAAAGCUUAUACUACAGUAAAAGAAUCUGAAACUAAAUUUCUAUGGACUAGAUUUUCAUCAUUGUCUAAAAUGCUUCGAAUUUUAUCACGUUGCAAGAGAUUUUUAACCUUAACUAGAUUACAAGCAGAAGAAAAAAUUAAAAUUCCAAAAUUUAUAACUACAGACGAAUUAGAGAACAUAUUACUAAUUUGCAUAAGGCAAGCUCAAGAAAUAGGAUUUUGUGAGGAUGUUAAGGAAAUCAAAAAUCGGGGAUGCGUGCGUAAAAAAAGUGUUCUUCACACUCUUCAUCCUUUCUUCGAUAAAGAGGGGCUUUUAAGAGUAGGAGGACGAAUUAAGUUCGCAAACGCACGCUAUGGCACUAGACAUCCAUUGAUUAUGCCUGCUAACAGUCAUCUUACCCAGUUAAUUGUUAGGGAUGCUCAUGAGAAAACAUUGCAUGGUGGUCCUCAGGUCAUGCUUAAUAUAUUGCGUGAGAGAUACUGGAUCAUACGAGGCAGAGAUCAAGUAAAGAAGUGCUAUAGAGAAUGCGUUACGUGCUUGAGAUAUUCGAAAAUAAAUAAAACACCUUUAAUGGGACAGUUACCUGAGGUAAGACUUAAACCAAGUAAAGCCUUUAAAUCUACAGGUGUUGAUUAUGCAGGUCCAAUUAAUGUAAGAGUGUCACCUGGUAGAGGAACAAGGUCUUAUAAAGGGUACAUCGCACUAUUCAUCUGCAUGGUAACUCGUGCGAUACAUCUAGAAGUAGUAUCUGAAUUGUCAGCUAAAGGUUUUAUAGCUGCCUUUAGAAGAUUUGUGUCCAGACGCGGCAGGUGCCAGGAUUUAUUCAGUGAUAAUGGCACCAAUUUCGUCGGCGCUGAUAAAAUCCUAAGUGAGAUGUUUAAUGCAGCUAAAUCUGAGUUGCCUAAUGAAAUAGCUACAAUACUUAAUAACGAAGGAACCAAAUGGCACUUUAAUCCUCCACACUCUCCCAAUUUCGGUGGUAUUUGGGAAGCUGGGGUGCGUUCUGUAAAGACGCAUUUGAGAAAAGUCGUUGGUGACAGCACUUUGACUUAUGAGGAAUUAUCCACGGUACUAGCGCAGAUUGAAGCAUGCUUAAAUUCGCGUCCAAUUUCUCAACUCAGUGAUAAUCCUGAUGAUCUUCUACCAUUAACUCCAGGGCAUUUUCUUGUGGGCGAGCCACUUAUCACAAUACCAGAUAGAGACAACACAGAUGAUCACAUUACUGGCAUUGAAAGAUGGCGGCUGAUACAAAAGAUGGUGAAUGACUUUUGGAAAAGAUGGUCUAGAGAAUAUUUAGUACUUCUUAGCCAAAGAUACAAAUGGACCACAAACAGAACCGAACCAGAAAUAAAUGAUAUUGUCAUUGUUAAGGAAGACAAUGUUCCUCCAGCUAAGUGGAUAUUAGGGAAAAUUAUACAGAAGCAUACUGGCAAGGAUAACAUUACAAGAGUUGUAACUAUCAAAUGUAAAAAUAAUUUUCUAAAAAGACCUGUUAGCAAACUUUGUUUUUUACCUAAAUCUUGUUCGCAUGAGAAAAAAUAA
Molecule: messenger RNA, 4434 nt
Organism: Vanessa atalanta (red admiral)
Lineage: Eukaryota; Metazoa; Arthropoda; Insecta; Lepidoptera; Nymphalidae
Exons: 1
Coding region: 1-4434 (1477 amino acids)
Biological process (GO): DNA integration
Molecular function (GO): nucleic acid binding
Source: RefSeq, a predicted model, not a curated record